Seminavis robusta is the source of this 1893-nucleotide messenger RNA. The record is from the annotation of a GenBank genome assembly. NCBI's taxonomy places the organism in Eukaryota, Bacillariophyta, Bacillariophyceae, Naviculales, Naviculaceae.
AUGCUUUUAUUGAUCUUUACCAAUGGGGCUUCUUUCAUGGCGGGUACUUUUUAUGCGUCCAAUGCUGCUAUUGCUUCUCAGUUUCCAAACCAACAAAAACUUGCCAUUCAACCACUGGAAUCAUCAUCCUGUCCACCCGUCAAGUGCCCUCCGAUACCCCAACUCAGCUGUCCGCCAUGUCCAGAACAACCCCAACUCAGCUGUCCACCAUGUCGAGAAGAACCUGCCGAUGCAAACGAAGAAGAAGAAGAAUCAGCACCUGCUGAGGAGAACGAAGAAGAUGAAGAAGAUGAGGACGAAACAGAGGAAACAGAAGAAGCAGAGGAAACACCUCUGGAACAGCGUCGUGCUGAAUCAUCAUCCAACAAUAAGCAGCAACAGCCGAAAUCCUUGGUGUUCCCCGAAAUUGUCAAUCGCUUUGCCGUGGGAGCGGCCUUUACCACCAAAGAAAAUUUCACAGCAACGUUUGAUUUGGGUAUGCCUGUGGAAUACUCUCAAAAAGAGGGUGAAAAGGGAGUCAUGAUAAUCUACAGUUCACCUCAGGCAUUGCCACGAAAGUUUGGCAAUACAAAAGCAGGCAACAGCAAUGACCCCAUGCGCAUACUUUCGGCCCAAGAAGCCACGGAAAAUUGCGAUUACAUGAACGUUAUCAUGACUUACCACGAAGGCAAACGUCGACAGUGUUUGGCCAUUGUACCACAAUAUGAAUCCUUUCAUAUACAAAAAUGGCUUCGAGUGCCUGAAAAGGGACCUUCUAUGGGUUCCUUUCAUCCACUGCGAAUGGUCCCACGAGGAAAGUCCAUGAAUGGAGAAAAUGCCUUUCAUCCACCGGCACACGAAAAACAUACCAAAAAGGCAUGGAAAAUGCUCGAGGGAUAUCUUGAUUCCGUGGAUGAUGUCAUUGCCGAACUCAAACCGAUUGUGCAAAAGAUUGCAAGCAACAAUGCCAUUGUUGUGAUGGUUUGCAACUUUGGACAGUCCCAACUCUUGCUUAACUUUGCCUGUUCCGCACGGGCAAAAGGAUUGGAUGUUUCCAAUGUGCUGGUGUUUGCCACGGAUCAGGAAACCCAAGAUUUGGCCGUAAGCAUCGGUCUGACUUCCUUCUUUGAUAAGAGAAACUUUGGGUCCAUGCCCAAAAAGGCUGCAAAGACGUAUGGAGAUGGAAUCUUUACAAAUAUGAUGCUCUCCAAGGUCAUUUGUGUUCAUUUGGCCAGCUUGGUGGGAGUGGACUUUCUUUUUCAAGAUGUGGAUGUUAUGUGGUAUCGUAACCCACUUCAAUUCUUUCAGAACAACACUUCGCCCAUCAGGCAUUUCGAUGCCUAUUUUCAGGAUGAUGGAUCGAGGUCUUUGAGAUUCGCUCCUUUUUGUGCCAAUUCUGGGUUUUACUUUAUUCGCAACAAUCCUAGAACCAGAUACUUUUUGACAUCUUUUCUCAUGCAGAGUGACCUUGUCUUGAGAUCAUUCUCUCAUCAAUCCGCCAUGAUUGCCAUCCUAUCGGAACAUUCCUCCUUGUUAGGGCUUCGUGUGAAAGUGCUUCCUCCAGAAGAAUUUCCAAGUGGAUUCAUUUAUCAUCGAAAGAAAGGAAGAGGUCACUAUGGCAACUACUUUACCGACCUCUUCAAAGGCAAACAGAAACCUUGGGUGCUCCAUAUGAGUUGGACAAAGAAUAAAAACAACAAAGUUCUGUACUACAAGCAGUUGGAUCAGUGGUAUUUACAGGACAAGUGCAUGGACAAGAAGGUUAGCGAGAUUGCUCUGCCCAGCGGUUCCGGCUUUGUGGAUAACUGUUGCUCUGCAGAAUCACUCUUCUCCUGUCACUAUCGCGACAAGCCAAGCAGCAGACCAUGCAAGGACAGCCCCGCUUUGGAUAAGAAUGGCCAAUCAUUCUGGUGA